Micromonas commoda is the source of this 732-nucleotide messenger RNA. RefSeq lists its product with no specific name. NCBI's taxonomy places the organism in Eukaryota, Viridiplantae, Chlorophyta, Mamiellophyceae, Mamiellales, Mamiellaceae. The record is from RefSeq and is a predicted model, not a curated record. The transcript is spliced from 2 exons. The coding region runs from base 1 to 732 and encodes 243 amino acids.
AUGGUAAUCAGAGUCUCGAACGACGUGCUCGUCGUGCCCCCGUUCGACUGCGCGUGGCUCUCGAGCCCUGACGCGGAGAGCCUGACCACCGCGAGCUCCGAGGGUGGCGAAGGCAUCGUGGUGUCCUUCGACGCCAAGGCUGACAGCGACGUCACCGUGAUCCUCAAAGGUCGCCGCACGUCCAAGUCGGAGUUGGACUCGAGGCCCGCGCGGCGGCUCGACCACUGGUCGGGGCGACAGGACGACCCGGCCAAGGUCGACGCGUCAACCUACCUCGUCAUAAUCGGCAGCCAUCGCAACUCCGCGUGCGUCAUCGAGAAGAACGGGCGCGUCGUGGAGCUCGCGAAAGGGCCGGCCGUGCCGCUGCUUCCCGCGCGAGGCCGCGAUGCGUUCACCAGGUGCUUCGUCAGCUGGUACCCCAAGCGCGGCGCGCUCGUCGUGGGCGUCGGGGAACACCUCCGGCACGCGUGGGUCGACCCGGAACCGCACACCGACCCCAUCUGCGAGAUCGGCCUGUCCACCUGGGACGACUACGCGCAGUAUCGAGACAUCGAGGUGAGGGCGCUGGACCCCGAUGGCGGAUCCAGGGUCAACUCGUGGUCCGCGACGCCCGCGGACUCGCCGCGCGGAGGCCGCCGCCCCGCGCCGCCCCCCGCGGUUGCGGACGUCGAGAACCUCCGCGGGGCGACGAGGUGCGCGAGGUGUUGCCGCACGUUCGGUUCCCCACGCUGA